CUCUCUUGAGUUGGAAGUGAAAAUAGUGUUUUUUGUGAGUAUCCCACAUCCAAAAGAUCAAAAAUCCAAAAACCCCUCUCGCUAUCUCUCAAGAAAAUAUGCAGUGAACCCAUGGAGAGAGAGGGGGAGAGAGAAAACCCAAUUAGAUAAUAAACCCAACACCCAAAACGAUAAAGCAAUCGGAUCAAGAAACUGUGCACCCAUCUGUUUCCAUCAACUGUUCUGAAAUGCCAAAAUCUGCUCCCAAUUCUUUGCGAAAUUCGUCGCGGAACAUAUGUAUGUGGGUGGAAUAGUCACAGAAGUGUUUGUAGACACCAACGAUUAUUAGAAUUUGUGGUACUCAUCUGGCAUAACAUGGCCUCUGCCAGCUUAGGACAUGGGGGAGUUGGCAGUUCCAGAACCGCCAGUGGCUUUAAUGAAUCAUCUAGUGCAGUUGAUCGGCUGGGGAGAGGAAUACUUGAGAUGCGACUUAGGGACAAGGUGGAACGGGAUGAUGACAAAGUGACUGAUAGUGAACCAGAGAUAGUACACGGGGCGGGUACUGAAGCUGGACAUGUGAUAAGAACAACAAUUGGCGGUCGUAACGGUCAGUCUGAACAGACCGUUAGUUACAUAGCGGAGCAUGUGAUUGGAACUGGUUCUUUUGGUGUUGUAUUUCAAGCUAAAUGCAGGGAGACAGGAGAGAUUGUUGCUAUUAAGAAAGUUCUUCAAGACAAGCGUUACAAAAACAGGGAGCUACAGAUUAUGCAAAUGCUGGAUCAUCCUAACGUUGUGGCUCUGAAGCAUUCUUUCUUUUCGACCACUGAUAAAGAAGAGCUGUACCUCAAUCUCGUUCUUGAUUUUGUGCCCGAAACCGUUAGCCGUACUGCAAGACAUUACACUCGAGUGAAUCAGCGGAUGCCCUUGAUAUAUGUCAAGUUGUAUACCUAUCAGAUAUGCAGGGCGCUUGCUUAUAUUCAUAAUUGUAUCGGGAUAUGUCACCGUGACAUCAAACCACAGAAUUUACUUGUGAAUCCACACACACAUCAGCUGAAACUCUGUGACUUUGGAAGUGCUAAAGUGCUAGUGAAAGGAGAGCCAAAUGUUUCCUAUAUCUGUUCAAGAUAUUAUCGUGCUCCUGAGCUCAUAUUUGGUGCCACCGAAUACACAACAGCUAUAGAUAUAUGGUCAACAGGCUGUGUGAUGGCUGAAUUACUACUUGGACAGCCUCUGUUUCCUGGAGAAAGUGGUGUUGAUCAAUUGGUUGAGAUUAUCAAGGUUUUGGGAACGCCUACAAGAGAGGAGAUAAAGUGUAUGAAUCCAAACUACACCGAGUUUAGGUUUCCUCAAAUAAAGCCUCAUCCAUGGCACAAGGUAUUCCAGAAGCGCCUACCUCCUGAAGCAGUGGAUCUCGUUUGUAGGUUUUUCCAGUAUUCACCCAACUUACGAUGCACCGCUUUGGAAGCCUGUGUUCAUCCCUUCUUUGAUGAAUUGAGGGACCCUAAUACCCGUCUUCCCAAUGGUCGCCCCCUUCCUCCGCUUUUUAACUUUAAACCCCAAGAACUCGCGGGCGUUUCUAGAGAGACGGUUCACAGGCUUAUUCCCGAGCAUGCUCGAAAACAGAACUUAUUCAUGGCUUUAAACAUCCAGUGAAGCAAUUUCGACUGACGUCAUAUUUUCCUGCAUACUGUUUGCUUAUUACUACUUGUUUUUGUUUUCAGAGAUGAGCUUGUUAUGAUAUACGAGGCUGAGUUCAGUUGGGUAUUAAAAAGUUAGCCCGACUUUUAUCAUCGUAAUAUAUACAUAUACAUAUAUAUAUCAUAU
Molecule: messenger RNA, 1803 nt
Organism: Cynara cardunculus var. scolymus (artichoke)
Lineage: Eukaryota; Viridiplantae; Streptophyta; Magnoliopsida; Asterales; Asteraceae
Product: shaggy-related protein kinase kappa-like
Exons: 13
Coding region: 355-1632 (425 amino acids)
Biological process (GO): signal transduction; protein phosphorylation
Cellular component (GO): cytoplasm
Molecular function (GO): ATP binding; protein serine/threonine kinase activity
Source: RefSeq, a predicted model, not a curated record